AUGGAUUGCAAAACCAAUCCGAAAUAUGUCGACAAUGUCACAUGCUACGUCAAGGACUUGGGUGGGGACAAAUCGCACGUUCAAAUGGACUGUACUCUUUUGGAACCGCUGAGGAAUGCAACUACGCGCAUAAAGCUGCAUAAAAAGGAUUACACUGACCAAUAUAAACCAUUUCUGGUAAACGUUGCCUUUAAGGUGUGCGACCUGAUAGCUCGAAAGACUUCCCUGCCCUACGGCCUAGGUCAUCUCUUUGCUCGCGACAUGGUGUUUGGGGCCAACAAUUUACCAUCCUCCAUUCCAUUGGGUGUCUACUGGGUAACCAUUACAUUCCUGGAAAACUAUGCUGGAGGAAGCAAAGCGAACUAUGGCACUGUUAAUUGGUAUUGGGAGAUUAUGCGACCCAAGAGGAAGCCCAAGAAGAAUAAAGUUUGA
Messenger RNA from Drosophila guanche, 432 nucleotides. RefSeq lists its product as uncharacterized. The record is from RefSeq and is a predicted model, not a curated record. The transcript has 3 exons. Bases 1 to 432 code for a protein of 143 amino acids. Lineage: Eukaryota; Metazoa; Arthropoda; Insecta; Diptera; Drosophilidae.